Bufo bufo (common toad) is the source of this 5049-nucleotide messenger RNA. RefSeq names its product KIAA0232 ortholog. NCBI's taxonomy places the organism in Eukaryota, Metazoa, Chordata, Amphibia, Anura, Bufonidae. The transcript is spliced from 9 exons. Bases 419 to 4492 code for a protein of 1357 amino acids. The record is from RefSeq and is a predicted model, not a curated record.
GGUGGGCGUGUCCUCGGAGGAGCCGUUCUCCGUCACUCCCGGAGCGGGCUGCAGUAGACUGGAGGGAGCUGUACCGGGGAGGCCGGGGCUGACCUUCCCUCCUCCUCCUCUGCCCUCACCUUACGGACGCUCGGUGGCACCACGUCCGGCAUUUGGCAGGUUCUGCCAUAGAGGUAAUCCUUCUGUCAAUGUGAACAGAGAGCACAUCUUCAUGUGUGUCCACCUAGUAAGAUGCAUCUCUUCAGUCGUGCCUGAGGAAUAAGAAGUCUCUCGAAGACUAAAUGUCAGCAAUGAUAAAUGAUCUUCCUGGAAUUGAAGUGUUUCAAAAGAUUCCUAAAAUGAAGAUCCCGUCCACCUUCUAAAGCAACAUCCUACCAAAAAAUGCUUCAUAUUCUAGGGAUGCCAACCACCUAGAUUCAUGCGCCCGAUCUGUACAGCUGUGGAUGGUUUACCAUCAGAAGGCACCCUGAGCUCCCUUCCUGGUCUGGUUUCUGUCUUUGAAAUGUCGAUGCUUCGUGCUUUAGACCCGGUCCAGACUUGGCUGGGACAAGAGCUGGAGAAAUGUGGUAUCGAUGCCAUGAUAUACACUAGAUAUGUCUUAAGUCUCCUGCUACAUGACAGCUAUGACUACGACCUUCAAGAACAGGAAAAUGACAUCUUUGCGGGCUGGGAAAAGGGAGCUUGCAAGAAGUGGGGGAAAGGCAAGAAAAAGAGUUCAGAUCUCUCCAUGGAGGAAAUGAAGAAACAGGCUGCAGUGCAAUGUCUGCUUUCAGCUUCUGAUGAAAGUUCUGGAAUUGAAACUUUAGUGGAAGAGCUCUGCUCCAAACUGAAAGAUCUCCAGAGUAGCCAAGGUGACCAGCUGCCCACAAGUAAAGAAGACAGAAGUAACAAGAAAGUAGAUGGAUCGCUGUCACCGGAAGCUACUACAUCUCCAGCAAGAAAGGAUCAGGCAGAAAUGUAUUAUGAAGCUUUUCCACCACUUUCAGAGAAGCCAAUUUGCCUGCAAGAAAUAAUGACCGUAUGGAACAAGUCAAAAAUCUGCUCUUAUUCUAGCUCCUCCUCAUCUUCCACUGCCCCACAAACAAGCACCGAAACUCCUUCACCAAAGAAUUGCCACAGCGAGAGCGAAGCAGUAAUGACCAACAAGAACAACGGAGCUUCUAACACUGUACAGGGAAAGAACCAACAGAGGAAAGGCAAGACCGAGAAAGAUAAGUUUAGUAAUGGCGCAGCUGACGAGAAAACAAAUAUUUUGAGAAGUGUGAGGCACAAGUCAAACGGAAAGAUCCGCCCUCGAUCCUGUUCCUCUGGCUCAAGCGAAGCAGGCUCAAGUUCGAGCGGUAAUCAGGGCGAAACAAAAACGAGGUUCAUCAAAGUAAGGCAUAAAGUUAGAGAGGUCCGGAACAAAAAGGGCAAAACUGGUCCCAAGGUUCCACCAAAGAACGGCGAGAGGAAAAAUGUGGCGGUAGGCAGUGGAGCCAGAUCUGUGAAGCCGCUCUGCAAGAGAGUAAAGCGUCACGUCAAAGAUUAUGCGUAUAAAGAAAAGGAUAAGGAAGGAGAUGAUGUCCUGAAAGAGACAAGAAAGAGGACUGAAUUCAGAGAGGAGCCAUUGUGGUAUACAGAGCCGAUCACAGAGUACUUUAUUCCUCUGAACAGUAAAAGUAAAUUGGAAACAACGUAUAGAAAAAAUCCCAAAUGGUAUGAUGCGUCAGAAGAGAUGGAAGAGUUGUCAGAGUUUGUAAAAGAUCUUCAUCUGAAUAACCACAAUAUCCACGAAACAUACCUCGCAGCGGGUACCUUCAUCGAGGGGCACUUUGUAGAAAUGCCUGCAGUCGUAACCGAGACAAGCGAUCACACAGGGACCUCAAUCUGUUCUCUCCUAGAGGACAAUUAUUUGGAUGAUGUUCAUCCUGCUGAACUUGCACACUUCUAUGAAGUCAAAAUUGAUCAAUCCAUGUUGGAUCCAGGUGCCUCAGAGAAAACGAAAGGAGAGAGUCGUAUCUUGAAUAUGAUUCGACAAAAAAGCAAAAUAAGAAGUGAUACGGAGGCUAAAUCUUGCAAAGUGUUAGACGAUAGGGAGUUGCAAGGGGAGAGUGCAAUAUGGACAGAAUUGACCAGUUCUAUUGGUGCUGAAGGCUUGUUCUUGCAAGAUCAUAGUAAACUAGCUCAAUUUUGGGAGUCCUGUUCACCUUCAAGUUCAGCUGAUGCAGACGGGGAGAGUUUGGGAGGGGACUCCCCGAGUACAUUCUCCCCUUUUUUUGACAGCACAAAGCUCAAUACACACAUGCACACUGGCAAUCAAGAUUUAUUUUUGGACGGAAAGAACUCUUAUUUUUCAGUGUUUGAAGUGCAAUGCAGUAAUUCUGUGUUCUCGUUGCCCAGGGAGAGGGUGUUCAAUGAGAAAGUUAAAGCCGAGUCUUCUUCCAGCAUGAAUGGGUUUGGAAAAACUCAGUCGCGAUUACUAAUAUGGACCAAAAACAGUGCCUUUGACGAAAACGAACAGUGUUCGAAUCUUUCGACGAGAACAUGCAGUCCAUGGUCGCAUUCGGACGGAACCCGAUCAGAUACGGAGGCUCUCGGCAAUCACCUCGAAGAUUACACUCAGUUGAACACAGAAGAUGCAACUUACAUUAUUCCCACAGUUACUUCAAGGUUUCAAGAUGAUAUCUCUGGUAUAAAAUCACAAAGCUCGUUCCUAAAGAACAGGACUGUAGUAGACGAGCCUGUACUGGUAUUGGGCAAGAAAUCGAAGUUAGAGUCACUCUGCGGCAUUCAGCUAGAACACGAAAAUGAUGUAAUGUCUGACACUACAGAGGUUGAUCCUGAAAGCAGCAUUCAUACACAUGGAUACAGCUCAGGAGGCAUCAAAGACUUGUGGACAAAUGUCGAAGAUGAUCAGCUGUUUCCUCUCGAUGUAAAUACAUUUAGCUGUCCUGAUGUGAACGAUACAGAAGAAGCGAACUUUCAAGAGCCCAGCAAGGCUGUUCAAAGAUCAGAGUACCAUCUUUGGGAAAGUCAAAGGAACCCUGUAGAAAAGCGGGGGUUUCUGGCCUGCGAGUCAUCGAAGGUGGAUGGCGGAGACUAUAUGACUCCCUCGAAACCCUGGGAUAUAAACCAUGUGAAAGAGAAUUCGUUCAUUCUUGGAGGAGUUUAUGGAGAGUUUGGAAGCUUUAAUGGUGAGGAUGAAUGGGCAGUGGUGCCACAGAGUCCAGCAAAAGCAAGCUUACUGGACUGCACUGCCUCGGAUGUUGUUACAAUAGCCGGUACUGAUGUGUUCAUGACGCCAGGGAAUAGCAUUGCUCCUGGACAUCGCCAGCUAUGGAGACCGUUUGUAUCUUUUGAAGAAAAUGAGCAAAAUGGAGAUCAAGGCUCAAGCAAGGGUUUUUCUUUUAUAUUGCAUGAGAAUCUGCUUGGUACAUGUGAUAAUUUUCCAGAGGAGCCGGGCAUGGGCUACUCAUUCUCUUCUUUUGAAUUAAACAAUAGAUUUUCUCAAGUUCUUCAUGUUGAAUGUUCCUUUGAACCUGGAAAUCUAGUUGGUAGUCCUAGUUUUAAACCGAAAGCUUUGUGCUCAGAUUCCGAGGGGGAUAUUGGCCAUCCAAGGAUUUGUGGCGUGGACCGAACACAGUAUAGAUCAAUAAGAAUUUCUCCCCGUACUCACUUUCGCCCAAUAUCUGCAUCUGAGCUGUCUCCGGGUGUAGGGAGCGAGUCUGACUGUGAAUCGGAAAAAGACGAGCUGGCCGUACCCACUCUUUCCGAAGGUGAGGUGUUUGAAGAUCCACAGGAUGAUCUAAAACCUCUGGAAGAAGAUGCUGAAAAGGAAAGUAAUUUUUAUGGAAAGUCUGAGCUCGAAUCUGGAAAGUUUCUCCCUCGGCUGCAGAAGUCGGGCAUGGAGAAAAGUGCACAGACUUCUUUGGAUAGUCAAGAAGAAUCCUGUGCCGUAUUGCCUCAGGAGAAACGGGAUCGCUUAGACUUUAGGAUUAUUGAAUCGUUUGAAAGUGACGUGAUGGACAACUCCAAACAGAGCUGCAAAAUGUCGGAGGUGAAAAGUAAAGUGAGUUUUAAGGAAAACCUUAAUACUGGAUGCAAUCCAACGUCUGAAGAAGAGUUGGGGGAGUUUUCUCCUCUGAGCAUCAACCUACAGGGAGUAAAUGCUGUUAAUGAAAAGCAGUGCUGGUGGCAGAAGGCACUGUACUCCCCGUUAAUUUCUGGAUCCUGUUGUGACCCUCUCUACGCAGAUGCGAAGAAAGAAAGUGGCGAUAAUACAGGUGGGAAGGACCUUCCCUACGCUGGUUGGCAUCCUCUCGAGAUUGAGAAAACAUCUGCAUGUAACAAAGCGAAAAUAACCAUUGGAUUCAGUGGUGCGGUAACAUCCAGUUGCUUCAGGAAGAUCAUCUAUUCGAGCGACAGUUCAAGCUCCGACACUGCUUCUGAGGGAGGACACGAAUGGGCCGAUAUAUGCCGAGAGGAGCUUUUUUCUCGCACUCAGCUGUGAACGAACAUCUUUAGUUGACCCGAGUGUUAAGGAGAGAGAACUAGCCCUCAUCUGUCCGUCUCCUCUACACCCUGUAGCGCUGGACCUCUUUAGUUACCACUUUAGAUAUUUGUGUGCUUUCUUUUUUUCUUUUUUUUUUUUUUUCUUGCAGUUUAGUUAGGGUAACAGUCUUCUCAGUUUUUUCUUUUUUCCUUAGUUUUCUGACAAGCUGUUAUACUUAGUAUAGCUAGAAUAAAUUAUGUUGUCAGAUGAAGAAUGGAUGUGUUUGUAGAAAUCCUGCAUCCAGUUUGCAUACUCUCCUUUAAGAUGAUUUUUUUUUUUUUCCCACUUUUUCUUUUUUCUUUUACUUUUAGUGCUGUAGUUGGAUUUCCAAAUGUCGUAGAUCCUUACAGCUACUUCUGCCGUUCAGAGACUUCGGGAGUCUUUGGCAAUUAUUCUCUUAAAUUCUAGGAGAGAAAACAUGUAACACUGUAAUCAGUCAGUGCCUUUCUGAAUGCAGGAGAGUAGCAUGAAUGACUUGCCCAGUCUUCAUUUGAAAACAUAUUUAAACAAAAAAA